AGAAAUGCAGGAAGCAGUUCAGAUGGAACAGAAGACUCAGAUUUCUCUACAGACCCAGAACAUACAUACAGUUCAGAAAGUGAUGGUGCAUCAGGCCGGUCUGCCCGUGUGACACGAUCUUCUGCUAGGCUCAGCCAGAGUUCACAAGAUUCCAGCCCAGUUCGCAGUCCACCAUCAUUUGGAGCAGAAGAACCUCUUUAUUCUACGCGGAGAGUAACCCGCAGUCAGCAGCAGCCCACACCUGUAACUCCAAAGAAAUAUCCACUGCGACAGACUCGUUCAUCAGGCUCAGAAACAGAGCAAGUGGUUGAUUUUUCUGAUAGAGACACAAAAAAUGCAGGUGACUGUGAUGAGUCUCCACCCCGCACUCCAACUGGCAAUGCUCCUUCAUCAGAGUCUGAUAUUGAUAUCUCUAGUCCCAACAUGUCACAUGAUGAAAGUAUUGCCAGGGAUAUGUCCAUGAAAGAUUCAGGAAGUGAUCUUUCCCAUCGCCCCAAACGACGGCGUUUCCAUGAAAGCUAUAAUUUCAACAUGAAAUGUCCCACCCCUGGCUGCAACUCGUUAGGUCAUCUGACAGGAAAACAUGAGCGACACUUCUCUAUAUCAAACUGCAUGAUGUGGGAAGGGGAUUUAUAUAAUAUUUCUCUGGAUUUCAAGGUGAGAGCUCAAAGCCGAGACAAACAAUUGGAGGAGCGGAUGCUUUCUCACCAAGAGGAUGACAACAGUAGACAUGCUACCAGACACCAGGCACCAACUGAAAGACAAUUGAGAUACAAAGAGAAAGUUGCAGAGGUGAGAAAGAAGAGGAAUGCAGGCUUAACCAAGGAGCAGAAGGAAAAAUACCUGGUACAGAAACCUCAUUUCUUUUCCUUAGAGAGCUGAACAUGG
Messenger RNA from Thamnophis sirtalis, 888 nucleotides. The record is from RefSeq and is a predicted model, not a curated record. Lineage: Eukaryota; Metazoa; Chordata; Lepidosauria; Squamata; Natricidae.